AUGGGCAUAAUCGAAGAGCAGCGCUACCUCCACGAGGACCUCGAGCGCCUCGAGCAGGGUAUCGCCGACCGCAUCAGCGAGGAACCAAAACACAUUCGCGACCGCCUUAAUCGCGACCAUGAGAUCGGCCAGCUGCUCGACCAGAUCCAGACGCAGUCCGUCAAGCUCCUCGACAUUUACCGCGACGCCGACGGCCAACGCUCGCGCGAGAUCCAGAACAUUGGAACCGGCGACCCCUUUGAGGAGUUCUACGGCCAACUCAAGGACGCCCGCGAGCACCACGCAAAGUAUCCCAACGAGCAGGCCGAGAACUCGGAGGUGCGCUACCGCGUCAAGAAGCCCGACGAUGGCGAGAUCAUGCCCUACAUUGUCGACCGUCUCUUCACAGGCGAGGAGGGCUUUGGCCGCUUCUUCGACCUGCACACCUGCCACGAAUCGUACCUCAACUUGCCCAACGUCAAGCGCCUAUCGUAUCUGCAGUACCUCGAGGUCUUUGACAACUUCAGCUCGGGCUACGGCGGCUUGAAGCGCGCCGAGAAGUUGACGGACCAGUACUUCAAGUACGUCGGCGAGCUGGCCGAGUACCUCGAGUCCUUCAUGCGCCGCACGCGGCCGCUCGAGAACCUCGACAAGGUGUUCCUGGGCUUCGACAACGACUUCGAGACAGCCUGGGAGAAGGACGAGGUGGUCGGGUGGCAGAAGGAGGAGGGCACAAACGGCACGGCGCGGGAGCCCAGCACGGCCGACGCAGUGUGGUGCGACGACUGCGAGAGGGAAUUCAAGAACGAAAACGUCUAUCGGUCACACCUGACGGGCCGCAAGCAUAUCAAGGCCGCCGAGGCGAGGAAAGCGCGCCGCGAUGAGGAGGGCGGCGACGGGGUGGACGGCAGCACCAACGGCAACAAAGUAUCGGCGACGAGGCUCAAGGAGAGGGCGGUCGCCGAACGCGAGUACCGCGUCAAGCGGCUCGCGGCGGCCAUGAGCACGGAGCGCGGCGACACGCGGGUCAACGUCGAGCGGCGCCAGGGCAUGACGGAGCGCGAGCGUCAGCAGGAGCUCGAAAACAUCCUGAACCUGUCGUACUCGGCACCCGGCGGCGGCGGCGGCAUGCACGGCGGCGGGGCCGGCGACGGCGACGACGAUGACGACGACGGCGAGGACGGUGAGGAGAAGAUCUACAACCCGCUCAAGCUGCCGCUCGCGUGGGACGGCAAGCCCAUCCCCUUCUGGCUGUACCGGCUGCACGGCCUCGGCGUGGAGUUCCCCUGCGAGAUCUGCGGCAACUUCGUCUACAUGGGCCGCCGGGCCUUUGACAAGCACUUCAACGAGGCUCGCCACGUGCACGGCCUGCGGUGCCUGGGCAUCACCCACACGAGCCUGUUCCGCGACAUCACGAGCAUCGAGGAGGCCGUCAACCUGUGGGACAAGAUCCAGCGCGAGGCCAAGAAGACCAAGGUCGACGAGGGCAGCGUCGUGCAGAUGGAGGACGCCGACGGCAACGUCAUGCCGGAGAAGGUCUACUACGAUCUGCAGAAGCAGGGCUUGUUGUAA
Colletotrichum higginsianum IMI 349063 is the source of this 1551-nucleotide messenger RNA. Its product is annotated as Splicing factor 3a. Gene Ontology annotation, biological process: mRNA splicing, via spliceosome. Lineage: Eukaryota; Fungi; Ascomycota; Sordariomycetes; Glomerellales; Glomerellaceae. The record is from RefSeq and is a predicted model, not a curated record. Gene Ontology annotation, cellular component: nucleus; spliceosomal complex. Gene Ontology annotation, molecular function: zinc ion binding; RNA binding. The coding region runs from base 1 to 1551 and encodes 516 amino acids. The transcript has a single exon.